This is a messenger RNA of Exaiptasia diaphana, 3576 nucleotides long. RefSeq lists its product as uncharacterized. The record is from RefSeq and is a predicted model, not a curated record. The transcript has 16 exons. Gene Ontology annotation, molecular function: protein binding. NCBI's taxonomy places the organism in Eukaryota, Metazoa, Cnidaria, Anthozoa, Actiniaria, Aiptasiidae. Bases 1 to 3576 code for a protein of 1191 amino acids. Gene Ontology annotation, cellular component: membrane.
AUGGCCAACCAAAGCGGAAAGCUAAUCUGUUUAUACAACCGAGGAACAUCCAGUCACAAURUCAUAUCGACCACUUUAUCUAWUGACCAUAUCAACUUCCCAUUGGACUGCUUUCAUGAGGAUGUCAAUGCCAAUAAAAAGAACAUUUACAUGUUUACGCAGCAAUCUGCUGACAGAUACGAGAUCCAUCAGGACAUUACGUCUAACAGCAGUUGCUGUAACUGGAAACUUGAAAAUAUAGCAGUGCACAACUCUACUAAACUUGAAACAAAUGAUUCAUCGGCAUGUGAUCAAGGUUGGUAUCGAGUAGGUAAUUCAUGCUUACUAAUAAUCAUUAAUGAUCGCAUCAAUGGAUGGCAUCAACAUGGAAAACGCUGCAUGGAAGUCAAUAGCAGAUUGGUAUCUUUCCAAAGGCCAAACGACCUAGAAUCAAUUUCAGGUCUCCUACAGAAACUAAAUCUCCCGAAGUACAAAUUCUUCUCAGGGUAUUCAGUACAAGUAACAUGGCGAUGGCUUGAUGGGGAGGUCCCUUUUUCUGAUUUCUGGGGAUGGCAUACCGUACCCUCAUACCGAUAUGGAAACUGUGCAUAUUUAUUCCGUGGUUUUUCCAGAGGUUUUUUGCAUUCUUUUCGUUGCAAAUACAAGAUGAACUUCGUCUGUGAAGACACAGUUGGUCAGCCACGCCCAAUGGCCGUCUAUCCAAUGAGCGCAGAAAGUGGUGUUAAAGAGGCAAUUUCCGACCGCAACAGUUCUCUUCUUGAUGGAAAAAUGACAUCCAUGGUAUUUCAGCGUGGUCCGUUCGACGAUAAAGAAGGUUCCAUUUUCUUCAAUGGCUCUUCAGGAAGUUUUGUUAGCAUUCUUAAUCGAGGAUGCCUGAACACACAAUUUUCUUUUACCAUAAGCUUGUGGAUCUUUCAAGAAGAAACCACCUCUGGAACAAUAAUUUGCUACAAGGACGGCUUACAAAUGUCACUUUCCCACAGACAUCUCAUAGCGAAAUUUGUAUUUAAGAGAUACAAAUCAGAAACGCUAAAAAUAUUUGGACUUCAAAAUGGUAUCUGGCAUUCCGUAGGUUUUUCAUAUGAUUAUAUGACAGGAAAAGCAAAAGUGUGGAUUGGUAACACCACAGUCUCACGGAGCGUAGGAGAGCAAAAAGAACUUGCAACAACCAAGGGAUUGCGCAUCGGUGCAUCGUUUACCAAUGAUACUAAGGGAUAUUUUACUGGUAGAAUAUCUGAUUUAAGAAUCUAUGAUUAUGCUUUGUCACACAGUCAAAUUAUAAAUUCAAGGAAAGUCAAAGCGAAAAAAGGAAUGUUUGCAUGCCGUGACGGCUUUAUUGGAGUGCAUGGCAAGUGUUUUUACGUAUCUCGUCACGUAGCUAUUUAUGAAAAUUCCUCAAAAUACUGCAAAUCCAUUGGUGCAGCUCUGGCCAAGGUAGACAGGGAAUAUGUAAGAAAUGGUCUCAAUCGAUAUCUUCGAUAUAGAKWUYWUUGGAUUGGACUUAAAAAAUACUAUGAAUGGUAUGGUUCMGAUGGGACUGCUCUUCAAGUGAAGACAUGGAAAACAACUYACCCUUAUGUCGCAAUUCGUUCAGGCAAGUCUAUCUUGGAAAACGUCAAUGGAUAUUCCAAAUAUACUGGAGCUGUGUGCCAGAAAUAUGGAUUAAACAAAGCCUUCAAAGGUACAGCAAAUUCAUCCAGUGUUGAAAAUAUGUCGAGUCAAGGUUUUGCAGUGGAUGGAAUUAUAGAAACAUGUUUUACUAGCAAACAGGAAAAUUUUCCAUUCAUAAAAGUCCAACUAAAACAACCGAUGUACGUGAACCAAGUGGUCCUUGUAUUGAGAAAGUCCUGCUGUGACGAGAAGUUAAAAUUGCGCGUCACAAUUGAAGAUAAAAACAAGAAAGCUACAGCCUGCUCAUCAGUUUCUAGCUCUUCUAUCGAUAAUCGUUUAAACUUUAACUGCCCAAUUGUAUUUACCUCUCUUGACGUCAUACUGACAAGAAUGGAGAAGAAUUCGACGUUGCAAGUAUGCGAAAUGCAAGUCUACGAUCUCGACGAUUACCAUGGUGCUCUUCAAGAAAUUUGGUUUCAUAAAAUACAUAAACUGAGCAUAACGGGUUUAAAAUCUUUGAUCAGUAAAAGCAAACCAGCAGUCUCAAGCGUGAUGAGAAACUUUGAAGCCUCAAUGAACAUCGCUGAUUUUUAUGGACAACGUUUAUCGUCAUUUCUGAAGAUUUCUACAAGUGGAAAAUAUAUCUUUUAUAUGGCAUGCAAAGAUGCUUGUGAGCUGAUGUACAAGGUGGUACCAGAUUUUAUAUUCAGAGAGGAAACAAUGCAAGUUCUCUUGAAACCAAAAAGAACAACAGCUCGACCAAAUAAUUGGAAUCGAGAUUCAAGUCAAAUGUCUUCACCUGUAUUUCUCCAUCGAUGUGCAUUUUAUCGGCUAGAAGCCUAUACAGUAACAGAAAGAGGAUACGAGCAUUUGAGUGUUGGAAUAAGGAUGGCAAAAGAUGGAAAGCUUUUAAGACCAAUAUCGGGUAGUUUGCUUCAACGCACACUAACAGGGAAUCGGACGUUCUCACUUUCAUUUAAAGACAACAGUCAGAGAGUAACUGUUCACGUUAAUUCAGUUGUAAUAAGUGGCUCUUAUCAAUAUUGCUGCAAUGGAAUAUACUGUCCCAAUUGUCCACUGUAUUUUUACCUGAACAGUACAAAGGCAUUGAUAGGAAACUUCACAAAAAUGUCUUGCAAGCCAACGUAUUUUGAAUUUGUACUAAGGGAUUACUACCAACUCGGAAAAGACUCCCUUGAGAUUGCUUUUGACUUUCCCGAUGAAGACCUAAAAUUGUCCAAAACAGUUGGAUCGAUUGAAAUAAAAGCUGUAAUCAUUAAUGAGUGCUCAUUCGCCAAUGGGGUCUGCAGUUGGCUAAAUACAGACAAUGUAACCUGUUGGGAAAUGUCAACUGAUAUAAACGACGAAGYAUUCCCCUUUGUAAAAGUGGACAAAAAGUGCAGAUCUACAUUGAAGAGUAAUAAUCUUCCUUGGAAACCGUACCAAAUGAAUACCAGUCUUUGCAUUCAGUUUUCAUAUCGCAUGUCUUCUGAAGGAUCACUUUCAGUUGUACGUUACAGCAAUGCCGGCGAAGAAAGGCUUUGGAAUCUGACAGGUUAUCAGGGAUCCGCUUGGCACAUAGGACGUGUUGAACUAUCAGGGAUUAGUAUACAGAAGAUUGGAUUUGAGGGACAUGGCACGAAAAGCGGAAGCACAAGCGUAGGUCUUACCAACAUUACUGUAGCAACACAUAGGUGUGAAAGACAUCCAAUAUAUGCAAAGCCAGAGCUGGCCUUCUGCAAAAGGAACGAGUUUCAAUGUGACAACAAACAAUGUAUCGAUCGAAAGCUGAAGUGUGACGGUGACAAGCAUUGUAUCGAUGAAUCUGAUGAAAGAGGCUGCGAUUGUCCAUCGGUUAAGUUCCUGUGCCCAAGUGGAGAGUGCAUCGAUGUUGCCAGUGUGUGUAACGAUAAACCAGACUGCGCAGAUGGAACUGACGAAACAAAUUGCGGUGAGAGAUUAUAA